AUGGCAACCUCUCCUCCCGGGUCGCCUGCGAAUGGCGUUCCCAGGCCCAUGAGCGCCAUGAUCCGCUCCAACGGCAGCUCGAGUCGCCUGAGCAUGAGCAGCAAGCAGGGCGGUGGAAGCAGAGCCUCAGACGAGGACAGCAAGACCGCCGUCAAAGUCGUUGUCAGGGUCCGGCCUCCACUACAGGCAGGCGAGCCAGGCUUUGAAUUGAUUCCACAGCGCUUUCGUUCAGCGACCUGCCAUGUCACGACGCCUUCUAGUCUGGCCGUCGACGCAUCUGGUGGCAGGAAGGUCUUCGUCUUCGAUCGUGUCUUUGGCCCGGAUGUUGAUCAAGAGGGCAUCUUUGAGUACAUGGCCGAUAGCGUCAACUCGUUUGUCCAAGGGUACAAUGUUUCUAUACUUGCAUAUGGACAGUCUGGUGCUGGCAAGUCGUACACCAUGGGUACAACAGGACCGCGCGACCAGGCAGAUGCAGAUGUCAUGGGUAUCAUUCCUCGCGCAGCAGCAUUGUUGUUCGAGAAGCUCGAAGGCUCCAGCAACAGAGCCUCCUCAUCAGGUAUCCGCGUCCCAAGUCGCCUGUCAGGCAUCCAGAAUCUCUCGGCCAAGUCUUCAUCCAAUAAGAACUGGCAACUGAAAGCAACCUAUGUUGAAAUUUACAACGAGCAUUUGCGCGACCUUCUCCUCCCAGAAAACAUAUCUCUUGGUGAACGGCCCCAAGUCAACAUCCGCGAAGACCGGGACGGCCGCAUACUCCUCACCGGACUUACACAAACAUCAAUCAAUUCCGUCGAUGACCUGCUGAGUGCGCUCAACUUCGGGUCCGCUAUCCGACAGACCGACGCCACAGCUGUGAACGCCAAAUCCUCACGCUCUCAUGCUGUCUUCAGUCUGAACCUUGUGCAAAAGAAGUCCUCGCCCAUGCCAACGGCAACUCGUGAGAAGCGACGUUCAGUGCCCAUCGAAAUGAUGUCUGGCUCAUCAAACGACAGCUGGAUCACAGUUGACAGCAAGCUGCACUUUGUAGAUUUGGCUGGAAGUGAGAGAUUGAAAAACACAGGCGCGCAGGGCGAGAGGGCAAAGGAAGGCAUUUCCAUCAAUGCCGGACUGGCGAGCCUGGGCAAGGUCAUUUCACAACUAUCUGCUCGCUCUCAAGGUGGUUACGUAUCCUACCGUGACUCGCGACUGACACGUCUCUUACAAGACUCCCUCGGCGGCAACGCCAUCACAUACAUGAUUGCAUGUGUAAACCCCGCCGAAUUCCACCUGAGUGAGACACUCAAUACCGUCCAAUACGCGCAACGCGCUCGCGCUAUCCAAGUCAAGCCACAAAUCCAACAAGUCCAUGACGAUAGUGACAAACAGGCUGCUAUUGAACGUCUCCGUGCGGAAGUUCAAUUUCUGCGGGACCAGAUCCGAAUCUCUGAGCGCACGGACCGGAAGAAAGCCGACCCUCAGGAGCGCAGUGAGCGACAACAGGAGCGUGAGAUGGAGUUGCAAAAUCAACUGCUGGACAUUCAAGAGAAUUACAAUGCUCUAAACGCUCGUCAUGCCAAGUUGAUUUCCGAAAUCACCAAGGCUCGUGACAAUGAGGAAGCAGACACGCCAAUGCUGAAGGAUGCCAUUGGGGACUCUGCUCUUGAACGUUUGAAGCGUUCCAACUCCUUUGCAGAGGCUGUUGAAUCUGUGGUCCUCGAGUAUGAGAAAACGAUACAGACCUUGGAGUCUUCUCUCCAGAACACUCGAACCUCGUUAUCUGCUCACGAGAGCGAUUUAAUGGAGAAAGAAACGCGCAUCGCCAUCCUCGAGAGUCAAAACCACCAAUUGCAGGCACGCAUUCAGAAAGCCAUGGAUCGUGACGCAAACAACGAGGAGUAUGUCAAGCAACUGGAGAGCCAGAUCGAUAACUCGGCCAACGGCAUCGAGAAGAAUGACACCACGAUUAGUGAUCUGCGGGAGAAGCUGCAGAGGGCUCGAGAGAAUGAGUCUAGCUGUGAGGAGUAUAUUUCGACUCUAGAAGAGCGCCUCGCAGAAAAUGAACAGGAGGUAGAGAUCAUGACGCGGGAGAUUGAACGCCUCAAGCACGUUGUUGAGCGACAGCGUAGCGUUGGCAAACUCGAUAACCUUCUCUACGAGCUCGAUACAAUGCGUCAAACUGAUGCAAAGGCUGAGGAAUCUCACGUCAAUGGCCAUUCCAAGUCUGGCAGCGAUCCAUUCAUCGAUAAGCGGCCACAGAUUGAGAGACGUGGCACAGGCGAGAUUUCGAACCGAUUCAACACACCAGUUGAGGUCAUUGCAGAAGAACCUGAUGCGGAGCGUCCCUCGACAGCUGGAAGGGAAUCUGACAUUGUGAACGUAGUGGUGACUGAUGGUGUCUCUCUCAAGGAUCUAGCGCCAGAAGAUGGUCAAGAUGAACCGUCAAGCCCAGCGCAGAGUCGCUUUGUUCACGACAAACUCGACUCAGUCACACAAGAAUUGUUUGAUCUCCGGGUGGAACACGAGGGGACUCUGCAAGAUUAUGAGAAGCUUGCCAGUAAAUAUCAAGAAGCCCUACGGACAUUGGCGGCCUUGCAAGAUACUGUGGAUGAGGCACGUCACCGUGGCCCAGCCUCCGUGCAAUCCUCCCGUCCAACUUCUUUCCUAGGUCCAGCAGCUACCGACGGCUUGAAGCCAGAGGAGCCUUCCACAUCACGGACAUUAUCCGCAGAGUUGUCCAUGUUGGAGGCUGAGAACAUUCCACUACCAGAAGAUGAGACUGAGGGUGGCCAUGAGGAACUCGACGAGGAGCGAUCUUCAUUCGGCUCUGCAGAUGGAACUCAGCAUAUUCCAGAGGCAGUUCUCGUUCAGGAGCUGAAGGCUUUGAAGCUGCUGCACAACGAGAAGGAAGAGCGCAUGGUCGAGCUCCAUCGACGCUACUCUGAACUGCAGGAGGAACACCAAGACACGCUGGAUUACGUUGAGGAACUCAAGUCGGAGAUCACAAAGGCGCAGUUGAAUCGCCCAGCUUCGCCUUCGGUACAUAUGAUCCGUCGCAAGUCCAGUCAAGCCGUUCUCGCAAACGACCGCUCAAAUCGUGCCUUUGCAUCGCUGCGAAACAUGGCGUUGGACACGUUUGAGGAGGAGCCCGACACAGUCCAAAACUUUGAAAUCAACCUCAACACUAUCAUGUCCGAGCUACAUCUCCGAUCCGAGCGGGUACAAGAACUCGAGGCCGAGGUCGCUUUGGUCCGGAAAGAGAUGGAAGGCAAGAUGACCUUGAUCAGCGGCCUCACCAAGGAGCGUUCCAGUAUGAAAGCAGGAUCGCCCCUUGACAUUUCCCUUGUUGCUUCGAUGCAAGAUCAAAUGAAGCAAAAUGAGGACCACAUCAAGGAACUCAAGGACGCCCACAUCCAACGCGAGCAGGAGCUUCAGGAGCAGAUUGAGUCAUUGAAGGCCUCGACCAGGCUGCCCGAUUCGCCGGAUGGAAGCUCGACCUCUCGACAACUUGGUGAUGAGAUCAACACAUCAGAGGAUGCUUCCACCCGUCAUGCUCAACUCAACCAACUGAGUGAUGAAGCUGCGCAUUGGCAGUCAAAGCAUCUUGAAGUCAUCGAGGCUACCAAGGCCUCUGAAAGGCAGCAUCUCGAUACUGUUCGAGAGCUAGAGACAGCCAAGCAACGACUGGAGGUAGAUCAUGCUCUUCGCAUCUCUGAAAUAGAGCAAUCCAAGAGCGUCGAAUCGGAGGUCGCUCUAGAGCAGGAGCGUGCAAAACAUGCUGAGCUUAUUGCUGCCCUGCAAGCUGAGGUUGAUGAGCACCGUGCCACAGCUUCCAACAAUGCAACUCGUCUUGCUGAGCUUGAGGCAUCUCAUGCAAGCAUCAUUCAACAAGUGGAAGAGAAUGCAGAGGCAAGAGCUCUCACUGAAAAGGAGCUUGAUACUCACAAGUCUCUUGUUGCAAAUCUUGAGCGUCAAAUUGAUGAGCACAAGGCCGCCAUUGAGUUCCAUCAACAAGGCAUGGACUCUAUGCACAAGACACAUGCUGCAGAGCUUGAAAAAUUGACAUCCGAGUUGACGGCACACCAGCAGUCGAGAGACUUGCUACAAGCCGAUCUCUCCAAGACCAAGCAAGAUCUUGAUAACCUACUUGAGGGCCUAUCAAAUGCUCUUGGUGAAGAGACGGAUAUCACCAAGGUGCAGAGUCAGAUCGAGACUUUAAUUAACGAAAGGAAGUCAAUUACAACACAACAUGAGCAAGCCGUCAGCGACCUCGAGGCAGCAAGGCAAGAGCUCAGCCAGGCUACCGCCACCAUUGGCACUCUCAAGAAUAACCUGAAGGAGUUCGAGCUCAUCAAUGCAGAAACGAUCAAAGAGCUGGAAAAGGUCAGUGAUAAGGAACUCAAGAGCUCUCGUCUGGUACAGGAACUCGAGGACCAGCUGAACCAGAAUUGGGACCAGCACGAAGCUGCAAACAACCGUCUCUCGGCUCUCCAGACUGAGCGCUCUCGUGAACUCCAAGACGCCAUUGUGCAUGGCGAAACGCUGCACAGAGAAGUUGAAGAAUGCCGCAUUAAGAUCGCACUCCUGGAGUCUCAACUCGUGGACGCGAAGCGUAACUCUAACCGUGGAUCCAUGGACCCGCGAGAGGAUCUUCAACGCUCCAACUCCAACAACUCAAAUGCACGCAAGAGCACAGCGCAUACUUCAUUGCCGUCGCCACCGCCUGCUAUUCCCCUUCCUCCUCUACCUCCAGGUAGUCCUCCAGCUAACGGGCCAUCACCUCCUACAUCUCGCCACCAGAGCAAGGAUAUUGCCCAUGCUCAGCUUGUUGAGGAUCAGGAAGCUCGUAUCCGCACAAUCGAGAAACACCUGUUCGCCGAGAAGCAGCUUACUGCUACCCUGGAAGAUGCUCUGACGGAUCUCGAGGCAUCCAGCAGCAAAACAAAGCAAGAGUUGGAAGUGAUGAAGAAGAGGUGCACCACUCUCGAAGAAGAGCUCAAUGUCAUGCGCAAAGAACGCAGCGCGGCACGCCACUCUCUCCAAGCUGUCGAGGAAGAGCGCAACGCCCGUCUUCGCGUCGAAGCUGAGCGCGCCCACCUUGAGGCUCGCAUGGCUGCGCUUAACAACGCGAACAAGAAGAAGAAGGGCGGCUUCAACUGCUUCUAA
Messenger RNA from Plenodomus lingam JN3, 5139 nucleotides. RefSeq lists its product as uncharacterized. NCBI's taxonomy places the organism in Eukaryota, Fungi, Ascomycota, Dothideomycetes, Pleosporales, Leptosphaeriaceae. The record is from RefSeq and is a predicted model, not a curated record. Gene Ontology annotation, molecular function: ATP binding; microtubule binding; microtubule motor activity. Gene Ontology annotation, biological process: spindle elongation; mitotic spindle organization; microtubule-based movement. Gene Ontology annotation, cellular component: microtubule associated complex.